CGGUUGAUUUCCGCUCUUAAAGGAUUCGCGCGCGUUGGCAGUCGUCGAGGAGAAGUUAAACUCAAAACAUUUUUUUUUAAAUCAAACAUUAUUGUUCAAGAUGUCGGACAUUAAACUACAGAAGUUUCGGGGCUUUUUAACUGAACGGUUUACCGCCGUGGCUGUGGAGAUAUUUGGAGAAUUUGAAACUAUUGUGGAGGCGUACUACGAGGAAAACAAACAUCUGAGGAAUGUACUGCACAUGGUGCUCAGCCCCGAGAUAAAGAUACCGAAGAUAGAUGCAAACCACUACACUGGGGCAGCCACAGAUGUCACAGAUCCUCCCCCUGAGCUGAACACUAGGGUGGACUUGGGAAUAUCCGAACCGUUGCCUAAAAAACCCAAAGAAGAGCAAACUGAAUAUGACAUAAGCUGGGGAUCAGGACAACAACAACAAGGGCCGGGGGAGGCUGAUAACUUUAUUACCCCAGAUUGUGUGAAAAACGACCCAAAAGAAGAAGAAGAAGAAGCAGUAGACACAAGCAUGCCCUACAUCGAGGACUCAUUUCAUAUCAAAGUGGUUGAGUCCAACCCUGACUCUUCGGCCACAGUCUCAGCUGAUGAAGAUGAGUUCAGCUCCACAUCGGACUCAGAUGCAGGAGUCACAGUUGUCCCACAGCCAUCCCGGAAUAAAGAAAGCACAAGUCAAACAUCCGAACAUGACAAACAUGAAACAAAAUCAGCGAAUAGCUUAAAGGACAUAAGUGACGGAGAGUCAGAUGGGGGAGAGGUGAUUGAGGGAGAGACGGACGGGGGAGACACAACGGUGGAAAUGAGAGAAGAAGAACUGGACGAGGGAGAGACCGAUGAUCCGUCCUUUUCACCUGGCGAGGAUGAGUCAUCUGAAGAUGAGGAACCGGAGCCGGCAUUCAGAAAAAGGCCCAGGCCUCCGGUGGUAGAGGCUCCGCCCGCUUCACCCUCACAAUCACAGCAGCCCUCUGAUGUUGUGACAGUGUCGGAUCAACCAGAUAUGUGUGAGGGCCAUGCAACUGGAAAUGAUGGGACUGUGUGGAAGCGUAUAAAGCCGGGAUUACGCACUGAGAGAGCGCAGUCACAGAGCACCUUGACUGAAGCAGCUGGUCCAACUGCACAUGCACGCUCUAACAUUGAUGACUAUUUGAGUGCGUUCAUGUGUCUGGUGGAUCGUGUCAUGCUGCAACACAUCUGCGACUGUACAGUGGCAGAGGCCCGUCGGUGUGGAUUAGACGGUUGGGAGUUGAGCCUGGCUGAGCUGAAAGCCUUCAUUGCACUCCUGUUAGCCAGGGGAGUGCAUUAUGGGAUGAAUGCAGACGUGGACGAUUUCUGGUCAAAUGAAUGGGGUCUCCCCUUCUUCAGCACCACCAUGUCCAGGAACAGGUACAGGGAGAUUAUGCGCUACCUGCAAUUUGACCGCAAAGACACCAGGCACACCCGACUCUCAGGUGACAAGUUUGCCCUCAUCAGUGAGGUGUGGGACAGACUGAUUCAGAACAGCAUCGCCUGUUAUAAUCCAGGGGCAGAAAUCACUGUUGAUGAACAGCUCUUCCCCACAAAGUCGCGCUGCCCAUUUUCCCGGUAUAUGCCCAAUAAACCGGACAAAUUUGGCAUAAAGUUUUGGCUCGCUGCUGAUGUGGAGACAAAAUACAUGCUAAAUGGCUUUCCUUAUCUGGGGAAAGAUACAAGUCACCCCGCAACACAGAGCCUAGAGGAGAGUGUGGUGCUGAAACUGAUGGAGCCUUUCGUAGGGAAGGGGAGAAAUGUAACCACCCGUUGUACAUCACUCUCCCUUGCCCACAAACUCCUGGCCAAAAACACCAGCCUUGUGGGCACCAUCAACAAAGACAGACGGUCCCUGCCUCCUUCUGUGCACCAGAAAGCUGCACUGCACGACACAAAAGUGCUGCAGAAUGACAGAACCACACUCACUCUCUAUCAGGGGGAAGACAAAAAGAAUGUUUGCAUCCUCAGCACCCUGCAUUCAUCAGUGGAGAUAUGCGAUGAUGCAGAAAAGAAGCCAGAGACAGUCCAUUAUUACAAUAGAACAAAGGUGGGAGUUGACAUGCUGGACAAGAUGCUGAGGCGAUACUCGGCCCGAGCCGCAACAAGAAGAUGGCCAGUCGCAGUAUUUUAUAAUGUACUGGACAUUGCCACACUGAAUGCCUGGGUCCUGUACCGGCGCUGCAUGGUUGCCAACACGACCCGGGGUUGCCAACACGACCCGGCGACACUUCAUUCUGGAGCUCUGCAAACAGCUGCGCAGAGGGUACCCUACCAGUCUUUCAUUCCUAGCCCAAGUGAGUGCAAGUCCUUUUUGGCAAGACUAACUGAAGCCUUCAAGGACUAUCCAGAGGACAAGAAGCCUCUGAUAACCAAAAUGGGCCUCACAGAGAAUGUGGAAUAUGUGGAUUGUGCUUUUGGUAAAGUCCCCAAAGGGUGCCCCCUGUCCUACCAGCACCCUGUGCCGUCAGCUCGGGAUCACAUCAUUUAUGACAAUGCUCCAUCUCGACCGCCGCUUCCCCUCCGCCAUCAUGCACUGGGACCAAUAUCUUCUUUUCCUACCCUCAGUGUCAAGGAACAGGAACAUGUGGACGUCAUGCAGAUCACCUGGGAAGCAGCACACAGUCUUGAGCAGUCCACACGUGGACGCAUGGAGGUAGUACAGGAUCUGCGGAAACUGCGCUUGACCAGCCGUUUCAGGGAGAUUUGCAAACUUAAACCUGGUCAGAGCAAUGCGGAGUACCUGAUAUACAAGAUACAGAAAGGAACCCGAAGGUGCAAGACGGAACAGAUAGAGGAGGAAAUGAAGGCCGAUGCAUUUCGGGAAUACUGUCAGCAUUUAUGUGUCAACUGGUCCCCCUGCGGUUUGGUUGUCCAUCCAGAAGCUCCGUGGCUGGGGGCGCUGCCUGAUGGGUUGGUGUAUGACCCCAGUGAAACACACAGUUACGGGCUUAUGCAUGUCAAAUGCAUUGCGUUGCGAAGCUUCGUCGAGUGCAAGUUCCUGUUCUGCCAGGAUGGCGUCAUGCAACUGAAGAGGUCCCACUCCUACUAUUGGCACAUCCAAGGAGAGAUGAUGGUGACGGGCAUGGAGUGGUGCGAUCUGUUGGUGUUCUCCAGAGAAACCAUGUUGAUUCAACGCAUCUACCGAGACAAAGCCAUCAUCAAGGUCAUGAAGAAGAAGUUGGAUGAAUUCUUCUUCCGUUACUACUUGCCAAGUCUGUUAUAA
Molecule: messenger RNA, 3241 nt
Organism: Epinephelus moara (kelp grouper)
Lineage: Eukaryota; Metazoa; Chordata; Actinopteri; Perciformes; Serranidae
Exons: 5
Coding region: 101-3241 (1046 amino acids)
Source: RefSeq, a predicted model, not a curated record